AUGGAAGCCGCCAAGAGGAAGCGCACGACAAACCGCACUGCUUUCACGCGUGCAGCAGGUGAUCUGGCCAAGGCUCUGGAAAAUGCGGUGGAUAAAGACGAAAUAACAGUACGUCUACAGCUCCUCGAAGAAAAACACGAUCAAUUACAGGCAGCAAACAAAGUGCUAUUGGCAUGCAUGCACGAGGCGGAGGACGUGUCGGAAACGGCCAUUGCGGAUGAAGACGCCUCCCAUGAUGAAUAUACGAGAAAGUUCCUGCGGGCGAGACUCACCGCCAGGAACGCAUUGGAGAUGACAAACAUGGCUGCUGCAACCACUAGCGUAUCGGUUACCGACGGCGCACCUGAGAUGACAAACAUGGCUGCUGCAACCGGCGUAUCGGUUACCGACGGCGUAGGUACACCCGUUCGCUAUCAGGCCCCUGCUCUAACGAAUCAGAUCAAAUUGCCAAAGAUCGAACUCAAGAAGUAUGAUGGUGAUAUCAAGGAGUGGCUGCGAUUCUGGUCUCAGUUUAAAAAGAUCCACGAGAAUGCUGCGAUGGAUAAAGGGACCAAAUUCGAAUAUCUCUUGCAAGCGAUAGUACCGGAUUCACGCGCGGCCGAAUUAGUAGGUAGUUUUCCACCUACCGAGGAAAAUUAUGAUAAAGUUAUCGACGCGAUAAAGAAUCGUUUCGGUCGUGAUGAGAUUCUUGUAGAGGUAUAUGUGCGCGAGCUACUAAAACUAAUACUGCAAAAUGCUUUGAAACCUAAUGAGAAGAUGAAAUUAUCGAGUCUGUUUGACAAAAUAGAAUCACAGCUUCGGGCUCUCGAAUCGCUUGGCGUGACCACCGACAAAUGCGGCGCCAUGUUGUUCCCUCUUGUCGAAUCAUCGUUGCCGGAAGAAUUGUUAUGCGCAUGGCAGCGAAAUCAGGCACCGUCAUCCAGGGGAUCGGGAACAUCGCCGAAAGAAAAUAGACUCACGCAGUUAAUGAAAUUUCUACAAUCCGAGGUGGAGAACGAGGAACGUAUAACGAUGGCAGUAAGUGGCUUUGACCUGAACGAACGGAAGCAAUCAAAGCAUAAGCAACGUGCGGAAUCCCACAAGGACACCCCCUCUGCUAUGAGUUUACACGCAAGGGGAAAGGUUAGUAAAUCUACUGUGUGUGUGUUCUGCGACGAUGAACAUGCUAGCUCAAAAUGUGAGAAAGCUCGUAAAAUGGCUCUGAAUGAUAGAAAGUCAGUACUACAAACCAAGAAAGCAUGUUUUAACUGUCUUAAAAUAGGGCAUUCAAGUCGAAUAUGUCGCGGAAAUAUUAAAUGUGCCUUAUGCGACCGUCGCCAUUUCGUGCUUAUGUGUCCUGAAGUUGUUAGCGACCAUAGUACCCCGCCAUCCAACGAAGCAGUCAAAGAUGAGAAGACGUUACUUAAUCGCACUAGAGGACCUGAAGUCAUACUACAGACGGUACAUGCGAUCAUAAGAAACCAACAGGCGGAGAAGAUAGUACGCGUAUUCUUCGAUUCAGGUUCAACCAGGUCGUACGUGUGUAAGGAUCUUGUUCACGACAUGAAGUAUGAGCCGAUUGGUGCAUUGAGACUGAAGCAGUCUCUGUUCGGUAACAUGUCAUCGGAAAUCAAGGAUCACAAGAAGUACUUAGUCCAUCUGCGCAGUCUGGAUGGGAAUUAUGCCUGUAACUUCAAAGCCUAUGAUGAGGAGAAGAUAUGUGCCGAGGUUCCGCUGUGGGAUGAGCUACCGCGGAUGAAUGAACUGAAAGAGCUAGAUAUCCAGUUAACUGACGGACCAGGUGAGUCUGUCCAUGCUCAGCCUAUUAAAAUUCUUAUCGGAGCUGAUAUUGCUGGAAAGUUAAUGACCGGUAGGACCCAGCAGCUGAAGUGCGGUCUGACGGCCAUCGAGACGCAUCUCGGAUGGACGUUGAUGGGGGAAACUCCGAAUGCCAGCUCGGAAAGACUCGCGGUACAGACCACUUCUAUGUUGCAACGAGAAACCUGCAUAUCUGAUUUGUGGAACUUGGACGUCAUCGACAUUAAGGAUCCCGUUGUCGAAAAGGCUCGAAGGGACCAUGAUGAUCAAGUUCGAAAAUGGUUUGUCGAAACCAUUACGACCAAUGAAGAAGGACGCUAUUCAGUGUGUCUCCCGUGGAUCCAGUCACACCCCGCUCUGCCAAGUAACCGAGACCUUGCGGAGAAGAGACUCGUCACGACUGCGAAAAAACUUAAGGCUACUAGGAUGUACACGGCCUACAAUCGAAUUUUCAACGAGUGGAGAGAGGAAGGGAUCAUCGAGUUGGUGCCAAUCAACGAGAUAGAGACAAGGGGUCACUAUCUUCCUCAUCGUGGAGUCGUCAAAGAAGGCAGCUCUACACCCUUCAGGCCGGUAUUCGAUGCGUCAGCCAAAGAUAAAGAUUCGCCCUCAUUGAAUGAAUGUUUGGAAACAGGGCCUAACCUAAUUGAACUAAUUACGUCCUUACUUUUACGUUUUAGAAAGAGAAAAUUUGGUAUAACCGCAGAUAUUAGAAAGGCUUUCUUACAAAUAAGUUUAUCCAGGAAUGACAGAGACUUUCUCAGAUUUUUAUGGUAUGAUGACUACGGAAAGAUAAAUGUUUAUCGACAUACCAGAGUAGUUUUUGGUGCAACGUGCAGUCCUUUCAUUCUUGGAGCGGUAAUUGACUUUCACUUAAAAAACCUACUGUCAGACGAGAAACGGAAAGUAUGUAUGACUGACGCGACGGGUAAUAUUCCUCAAUUAAUGGAGAGUUUUUACGUGGACAAUUGUGUGACUAGCGUAGAUACAAUGGAAGAAGUUAAUGGGUUUAUGAGUGAUGCGCGAUAUGCGAUGCGUGAGGGCGCGUUCGACCUCAGAGGGUGGGAGCAUACCGGAUCAAAGACGGGGGAGGGAGAAAUCUCAGUGCUAGGCAUGAUUUGGAAUAAACGCACUGAUACUCUGCAUCUGACAAUACCUCCCAUCGAAUCGGUCUUAAAUGGGAAAAUCACCAAGCGCGUGAUAGUAUCGGUGGCUCAUCGUAUUUUCGACCCUCUGGGAUUAAUUUGUCCGGUCAUGAUAUGUCCUAAACUUUUGUUACAGCAAACCUGGAUCUCAAGAGCAAAGUGGGAUGAGGAAUUGAGCGAAGAGAUACAAAAGGAGUUUAAAAGUUGGCUCAACAAUCUGUCGUCAUUAAAGGAGUUAAAGAUUCCUCGGUGGGCCUUUUGCUCUUCGGAUCCGGGGGCUGAAAUUAGCUUUCACGUAUUCUGCGACGCGAGCAAGAAGGCUUACGCGGCAGUGAUGUAUGCACGGAUGGAGUACGACUCUCAAGUUAAUGUUGUAACCGUGGACUUUUUGUGA
Molecule: messenger RNA, 3336 nt
Organism: Vollenhovia emeryi
Lineage: Eukaryota; Metazoa; Arthropoda; Insecta; Hymenoptera; Formicidae
Exons: 1
Coding region: 1-3336 (1111 amino acids)
Source: RefSeq, a predicted model, not a curated record